ACGAUAAUUAGUUAACCGCAGGCGGGCGGAGCAUCGCAUCCCCGGACAGGCAGUUUCCGCUUCUUCUUCUCCAGGUCGCCUCCCUCGAACUCCUCGCCGCCGGCUCCGCAAUCCCGCCUCCCCGCCCUGAUCCCGUCCUCUCGCCGAUGCGGAGGAGACCAGUCACUGGCUGCGUCGCUGCCGGAUUCGGCUGCUGAGGCUGUAAGGGUUGCUUGCUUCGGGUGCUUGGAUUGGAUGGUACGCAGGUCACGGGGUUCCUUCUCGGCGUAGCUGGUUGGAGCUAUGUUUCCACCGAGGAAGGUGGAGGACGAGAUGGCGCUCGGCAGGCAGAGGACCGUGAGGUUUUAUGAUGAGAGGGGUAAACCAACGAUUCCUAUUCACCAGAAAAAGGCGGGGUUUGCUGCUAGCAAACUUGGUAUCGCGAGCUCAGGGAAGAACAAGAUUUUUGUGGGAGGAGAUGUGCAGUAUAACAAGAUCUUUGAUCCAUCAAGUGACUUCAUCUUGACAUGGAACCGCAUGUUCCUUUUUUCGUGCUUCCUUGCUCUAUUUAUAGACCCCCUGUACUUUUACGUGCCAAAAAUUGUCUACAGCACCCCUUAUUCCUGUGUUGGGACAGACAGACAUUUAACCAUCAUCAUUACAUUCUUCCGAUCAGUUGCUGAUUUAUUAUAUGUGAUUCACAUCAUAAUGAAGUUCAGAACUGCAUUUAUUAAUCCAAGCUCAACCUUGCGGGUAUUUGGAAGAGGAGAUCUUGUCACGGAUCCUAAAGAGAUUGCAUGGAAAUAUUUGAGAUCGGACUUUGUAGUUGAUGUGGUGGCUGCAUUGCCCUUGCCACAGAUCAUAGUCUGGUAUGUGAUACCAGCUAUUAAGUAUUCCACUGCUGAGCACAAUAAUAACAUUCUGGUGCUUAUAGUUCUCGCUCAAUAUCUUCCAAGACUAUAUCUCAUAUUCCCUUUAACUUAUGAAAUCGUCAAAACUACUGGAGUUGUUGCAAAGACUGCCUGGCAAGGGGCUGUAUACAACCUGCUACUUUACAUGAUAGCUAGUCAUGUACUAGGUGCACUAUGGUAUUUGUUGUCUGUUGAUCGCCAAACAGCCUGCUGGAAAAUGACUUGUAGGAAUGAAACUGGGUGCGAUAUUAGGUACCUGGAUUGUGACGCGCCAAAUAAAAAUUGGUCCAGUGAGACUGUUGUCUUCAGUAGUUGCAAUGCUAGUGAUACCAGCAUCAAUUUUGACUUUGGCAUGUUCUUGCCUGCAUUAUCAAAUCUAGCUCCUGCUCAGGGUUUCUUGAUAAAGUUCUUCUAUUCCCUUUGGUGGGGUUUGCAGAAUCUAAGUUGCUACGGCCAGACUCUUUCUGUGAGUACCUACAUUGGUGAGACAUUGUACUGUAUAUUCUUGGCAGUACUCGGUCUUGUCUUGUUUGCACAUUUGAUUGGAAAUGUGCAGACCUACCUACAAUCCAUCACUGUGAGGGUUGAGGAGUGGAGAUUAAAGCAAAGAGACACGGAGGAGUGGAUGAGACAUCGUCAACUUCCUCGUGAACUACGGGAAAGAGUUAGACGAUUUAUCCAGUACAAGUGGCUUGCAACUCGAGGUGUGAAUGAAGAGUCUAUAUUACAAGUUCUACCUGCCGAUCUACGGCGUGACAUCAAACGCCACCUUUGCUUGGGUCUUGUUCGUCGGGUUCCAUUUUUCUCCCAGAUGGAUGACCAACUUCUAGAUGCCAUCUGUGAGCGUCUUGUGUCAUCACUGUGCACAAAGGGCACAUACAUUGUCCGUGAAGGUGAUCCGGUGAUUGAAAUGCUCUUUAUCAUUCGUGGGAAACUGGAAAGUUCCACAACAAAUGGUGGCCGCACAGGCUUCUUCAAUUCAACUAUCCUGAAACCUGGUGAUUUCUGUGGUGAGGAACUUCUUGGAUGGGCUCUUGUUCCAAAGCCUACCGCCAAUUUGCCAUCAUCCACUCGCACAGUGAAGGCGCUCAUAGAAGUGGAGGCCUUUUCACUUCAGGCUGACGAUCUCAAGUUUGUGGCCAGUCAAUUUAGGCGGUUACACAGCAAGAAGUUGCAACACACUUUCCGUUACUACUCACACCAUUGGAGAACGUGGGGCUCAUGCUUCAUCCAAGCUGCUUGGCGACGUUACAGGAGGAGGAAAAUGGCGAAGGACCUUAGUAUGAGGGAGUCAUUCCCUUCCAUGAGAUCAGAUGAAUCAAGUGGUGAAGAUGACCCUCCACCUAAGAAGAAUCUCUCUCUAAAAAUGAUGGCCGGGAAGAUCAUGGCUGGGAACAGGAAAGGUCUUAAGACCUUGAAAGAGUUGCCUACACUAAAGAAGCCGGAUGAGCCAGAUUUCUCAGCUGAACCAUAUGAGUAGGUAAUGCUCUGUCCAAACGAUAUUUUUCGAUGAUGGAGGAGGCUGUAGUCAGACCGGUGAGAAUGCUAAUUAACUUUGGAUCCUAAAGCGAUUAAGAGACGUUGAAUGUUCUAAUUUACAUAGAAGUUUAGUCACCGUUACAUUGUACAUUCAGAUGUAUUUUGUGUUUUGUAACAUUCUUGGUAUCGUCAUGACAGCGCGCCAUUACACUGACAGCCAGAGCUUCAAAUAGGUUUCUUUUUUGAAGCCAUAGAUUGUAUAUUGAAUUAUUUUGAGUCUGUAAAGUAUGAGGGUUCCUAUUUUUAGUCAAAAGACCACUUCAACAUAAAGAUUGUACAUGCCACAUAUUUUUCUCC
Messenger RNA from Brachypodium distachyon (stiff brome), 2726 nucleotides. RefSeq names its product cyclic nucleotide-gated ion channel 17. Gene Ontology annotation, cellular component: membrane. The record is from RefSeq and is a predicted model, not a curated record. Lineage: Eukaryota; Viridiplantae; Streptophyta; Magnoliopsida; Poales; Poaceae. The transcript has 7 exons. Gene Ontology annotation, biological process: transmembrane transport; monoatomic ion transport. Gene Ontology annotation, molecular function: monoatomic ion channel activity. The coding region runs from base 283 to 2370 and encodes 695 amino acids.